AUGACUUCGAAAGUCUUUGAAGAGUAUGUGCGACUUUUGGACCGGCGGUUCACGGUGAAGGGAAGGAAGAUAGUCAUAGUGAUGGACAAUGCAUCGUCCCAUACCCAGCUGGAGAAUUUGACGUCCGUGGAGUUGGCCUUCCUCCCUCCCAACACGACUGCGAUUGUUCAGCCCCUGGACCAAGGGGUGAUUCGCUCCAUGAAGCAAAUCUACAGGAAAAAUAUCAUGUGCAAGACCUACGCAAUUCAUCUCCUCGGCGCAGUUCAUUUGCUACAGCAUUCGUGGCAGCAAGUGGAACCUUCGACAGUUCAGAACUGCUUCCGACGUGCAGGGUUCAUGAUGUGCACGGACAGUACAGUCCAGGGUGAGAACAGUGAGGAGGACAACGCCAACGACGAAGGUGAAGGCAUUCUUUCAGAGUUCCUGGAGUGCCAGGGUGCUGCAGACAGUGUGCAAUUCAGUGUGUUCCGGGACAUUGAUAACGGCAUGGAAACGUGUCCUGACUAG
Ornithodoros turicata is the source of this 507-nucleotide messenger RNA. Its product is annotated as tigger transposable element-derived protein 4-like. The coding region runs from base 1 to 507 and encodes 168 amino acids. The record is from RefSeq and is a predicted model, not a curated record. Gene Ontology annotation, molecular function: DNA binding. The transcript has a single exon. Gene Ontology annotation, cellular component: nucleus. Lineage: Eukaryota; Metazoa; Arthropoda; Arachnida; Ixodida; Argasidae.